This is a messenger RNA of Acanthosepion pharaonis, 843 nucleotides long. The record is from the annotation of a GenBank genome assembly. Lineage: Eukaryota; Metazoa; Mollusca; Cephalopoda; Sepiida; Sepiidae.
AUGGUUUUUCUUCUCUGUUUGCUGUUGGUAGCAGUCCAUUCAGAUGGCCUGAAGACGCAACCGCCCCAAUCACUAAGAGAUCGAAGCAGUACCAUAAUAUUUGGCUACGAUCUGUUGUCCAUGGGAGAAUAUCGAGCUAGCAAAAUUUCUCGAUUUAUCAACUCGCUGCUUCCAUACACGGGCUACGGCUACUAUAAAGUUCUUUCCUACGCCUACUGUCCAGAGAACUUUAAUAUCCCGGUAACCUCCCUAAUGAACAAAAAUCACUUCGACGUCCAACGCAGUAUCACAUCUAACAUUAAUGUUCCCGGUCUCGCCGAAGUCGUUCGCCAAAUAAGGAGCGAUCUCUACGCCCGAGCAAAUCAGAAUAAAAACGCUGGUUUCCGCGGAAGCGAAGUCGCCGUCAUCUUCAUUGAUCCAUCCGUGACUGUAAUCACCCCCGAAGUCCUUAGAGAGACAGAAAAACUGAAACAGCAGGGCUCCAAAUUGUUUGUUGUGAGCGUCGGGCAAAAAGAGUGUUGCCUGCCGAACCGGUUUUAUUCUCUUGCCGGUCGAGCCAACACAUUCACUUAUCCGACAUACAAACAACUGCUUUACGCAAUCCCACCUCUCAAGUUUAGAGGGUUACCUUCAUGGGACGACAUUUACAGGACUGUAUAUGUCUGCCUGAUAGCCAGCGUUAAAUGUUCUGUUGGACUGCGCUCCGAAGUCAUGACCAUCGUCUCCAAGACUAAAUCCUUUUUAUCCUUAUUUGUGACUAUCAUUUCGGCUUUUCUGUCGCUAAUACAAACAAGAGCCGUGACCUCUCCCCUUUGGCCUGCCAGGAGAACUCUCACUCGCUAA